AUGCCUUCUUUCACUACAAUCAGAUCUCUUCUUGGACUAUUCUUGACGUUGUCCCUCGGCUCUUCAGCAGCCGACAGCGCAUCCAAGAAGCCCAAACCAUUGACUCUCAAUUUCGGCUCCUUCAGCAAUCGGACGAGCUAUGUAAUCGCCGCCGAGCUUGGCUACUUCAAUGACGUCGGCCUUAUUGUCAAUCAAACAGGGGUAGCUGGCUCGAUUGUCGCAUACCAGAACCUGCUCGACGGUGGUCUCGAUGUCCUCGAAGGCACUAUUGACAACAUCCUCGACCGGCGCUUCAACCAAGGACAGCAAUUCUCUGCAGUGGCGCAGACUGACCAAGGCGAUGGCCUGACUCUCUUCGGCUCCCCAGACAUCACCUCCAUCCAACAAUUCCGCGGGAAGACGCUACUGGUAGACAGCCCGACCAGUGGUUACGUUCUUCUAGCGAGGCGGAUACUCAGCUUGUAUGGGCUGCAGUACCCAGACGACUACUCGUUCGCAGCAGUAGGUGCCCAACGCGUUGCUCAACUCCUCGCCGGCGGCGCCGCAACCAUAUUCCCCUACCAAGUCCUCGCGAACCUCAUCGCCGCCGCCGCUCCCGCCCCCCAAAAACCCAACAUCCUCGCCCGAGCGCAAGACUUCGUAAACCCCUUGUCCGACCUCGUCUUAACCGUCGCCUCCAGCACGCUCACAAACCCCAACGGCGACAAAUAUCUCGCAAUCCAACGCUUCGUAACCGCCCUUCUACGCGCAAACGCCUAUCUCGCCAAGCCCGCCAACAAGCGGAAAGUGAUACAGCUGCUACAGAGGAGUGGUGGAUACUCGCCUGCUGCUGCUGCUGAAGCGGUCUAUGGAUAUGUGACGGAUCCGGCUGUUGGGGAGAUCGCGACGGAUCAGAUGGGGAGAUUCGAUGUUAGUAGGCAGGGCUUGCUUAAUGUUAUCGAUGUUCGGAAUCAGUUUGGUGGGUUUGCGGGCGUGGCGGAGGGCUUUGAUUUUGUUGAUGCGAUCACCCCCGGGCCGGGGAAGUUGAUUGAUUAUGCUUUGAGGGAUAGAGCGUUGAAGGAUGUGUAG
Molecule: messenger RNA, 1068 nt
Organism: Bacidia gigantensis
Lineage: Eukaryota; Fungi; Ascomycota; Lecanoromycetes; Lecanorales; Ramalinaceae
Exons: 2
Coding region: 1-1068 (355 amino acids)
Biological process (GO): transport
Molecular function (GO): transmembrane transporter activity
Source: RefSeq, a predicted model, not a curated record